GAGGAGUCAGAGGAGGAGGAUACCUGGGCUGUCGGCGUAGAAGCAAAUACCGACAGCCCCACAAAACAAGUCAGGGAGCAGCAAGGGAGAGCAAACGCCUCGCUACGAUACAAGCAGGAAGAUCUGUUGACACAAUGAGCUGCAGCAGUGUUGAAGGAUCGGAGUUCUCUGAAGAAGAGCUGGAGCUUGGCGUGCUGGGUGAGGGGGAGGACGAAGGGAGUCCCAAGGAAUCUUUCGAAGACAGCGAGAGCUCUGCCAGCCCUAGUGACCUGGAGGAAGGUCAGACCAAGAAGCGUAAUCGACCGGUUCGCUCAAAAGCUCGAAGGAUGGCCGCCAACGUCCGUGAGCGGAAACGCAUCAUGGACUACAACCAGGCGUUCAAUGCCCUGCGCGUCACUCUGAACCACGACCUCAGCGGCAAGCGGCUGUCAAAGAUCGCCACCCUGCAGAGGGCCAUCAACCGCAUCUCCGCUCUCUCAGUGUUCCUGAGCUCCAACCCCCCCAGCAAGCCCUGCACCCACCGGGAGUGCAACAGGUCGUCUGCAGGACCUGCUGCCAUGGGAGCAUCUCGGCAUGAGCAGACCCGGGCCCCGGCUCCUCGUCUGGAGCCUCAGAGUUACGUCCCCUGGCACUCGACCAUCCCUCACCAGAUGCCCCCUCAACAAGGGCCUCCCCUGCACCGGCUGCCCACGGAGCCUCAUGUGUACAUGGACAAUACCGCGUCAUCAUGUCCCCCGUCACCACACUACCCUUGUUACCCCCCUGAGGGACAGCUUUAUGCCUCAUAUGGACACUGCGGCAGCCCCCACGACCAUCCGCUCAGCCCUAUGCGAUACCCACAGGUGGGCGAGGGUUUGGGGUACCAACCGAGCAUGUGGGCCUCCUGCACUCAGAAAUACAUGGAGACUUUUGUGGAGCCCUCUCCAGCUCUGGGGCUUCCCUGGCAGGUGAGCUACAUGCAGGAGCCGGAGCACAUCCUCCCUCUGGGUUCUGAAAUCCUAUAACGGGCUUUAUACAGAACCAUGAGUCCUGAACACUGCUGAUGACACAGCGGACUGACCAAUGACCUCAGGGAGAAACGUUCUCUGUUCCUUCUCUUGCAUCAACUCAGUAUUACAAGAAAAUAUUAUUUUAGAGCAGAGUGAUCAUAAUGUGAGUAACAGAUUUAUGAAAAGUGCAAUGGCAAUCGAGACUGCAGAAUGUUGUAUGCAUUGUUUUGAUCUAGCAUUUCAAAAUGUAAAAGAAUGUGUCACUGUAAAUAAUUCUCCUACAGAAUUAUGUUCGGGAUGUUUGAUUGUUAAUUGUUGUUUGGUCUUCUCCAGAGGCUGAAGAACUUAAAAUGAUGCUAAAUGUGUGAUAAUAAAGUAAAAGUGAGAAUUACCUUAAAGAGCCACAAGUAGACAAACAAACACACAUGGGACAGCUUGCAUUCUGUGUGUGCGACACUGUUAUGUAACUUACACCAUGUUUUCUUUCAAGUAAGAUGUCUACGAUUUGAACCCAACAUUCUUGUAUUUAUACUCUGUAUACGUUUAAAAUGAAUAGAUGUUCGUACAGUAAAGGUGUAA
Messenger RNA from Notothenia coriiceps (black rockcod), 1568 nucleotides. RefSeq names its product class A basic helix-loop-helix protein 9. The record is from RefSeq and is a predicted model, not a curated record. Gene Ontology annotation, molecular function: DNA-binding transcription factor activity; E-box binding; protein dimerization activity. Gene Ontology annotation, biological process: sensory organ development; axon development; positive regulation of transcription by RNA polymerase II. Gene Ontology annotation, cellular component: nucleus. Lineage: Eukaryota; Metazoa; Chordata; Actinopteri; Perciformes; Nototheniidae. The transcript has a single exon. Bases 135 to 1004 code for a protein of 289 amino acids.